AAUGAUGACAGAGAAAAUUGUUGUUUAGUUACACAUCCACACAGUCACAGUCACUCUCUCCUGCUUCGUGUGUCUGUACAUCCGCGCGUGCGUGCGUGUGUGUGUGUGUGUGAGCGGACGUGCGUGAGUGCCCCACGUGUUCUAGUACAAGCACAUCUCAUACUAAAUUAAAGCUGAUAAAGCUGGAAGGCAAAGAGUUCUUCAAGAAUUAGUCAUCACUGGCAUAGGAAAGGAUGUUUCUGGAUAAUUAGCUUGUGUCACGACAUUUAAUCAGGAAAGUACUGUUGUGUAACAACUCCUAAACAUUAAGUGUUGACACGUGGUGAUGAUGGUGGUGAUGAUGAUAGUCCACUAGCCCGGAAGAAAGUCAGCUCAUGACAGUCUGUCACUUCCACUCAAGUCAGUAAGAAGGUUGACACAGCGACCAUGGCCAGCCUCGUGACAGUCUGUGUGUUCUUGUCAUUGUCUUUGUUUUGCUGUGGACAGGAAAACUUACCCCAGUGUGCAUCUUUAAAUGAAGCAAUACAGAGUAAAGCUGGAAAACAACUUCAGGUUCAGUAUGUUUAUUACAGUCCAGGAGGUCACUGCACUGACAUGACCUGCUUGAAGGAACCAGGUCAUGUCAACGAUUCAUGUAUCUGUGAGGACGGGAGAAACAACAAGUGUUAUCCAAGGCUUCUAUCAAGCGCCGUUGAUGAUAUGUACGAUAAUUGUGAUGAUAAAACAUGCAAUGUGUGGCAAGUGUUUACGUCGAAUGUUAGACCACAUGUUUCAAUCUGUGUGGUCUACAUGUACACUGAUGUAAGUGAAGCAGUCGACCCAUGCCAGGAACUAAAGUCUCGGAGGUUCAGGAGUCCCGUGUCUCUAGUACCAUCACGUGAUGACACCACGUGUCACAGUCUGUGCUCCAUCUCAUCAGUGGACAAACCCCAAGACAGAAACAGCAGCGUCAAGAUAGAGUGGAACUUUGUGGACAAGUCCGACAGGAACCAGGUAGAGUACAGGGUCAUGAACAACAUCACCAGAGACUCCAAGCCCUGGACAUCAAUGUCCAAGUAUUAUCACCGCAAAAAAGAAUUUUCGCUGACUAACAGAAAUCUCGAGAUUCGCUUCAACUUGACUGACAUGACGAGCAUCAGGCGGCUGAGGAUUUCUGUGGAAUAUGAUGCUGACAUCAUGGUGAGUUGUAAUACCAGUGUCCCAGACAUCACACCAACCUUGAACACCAGCAUACCACGUGAAAAUAAAACAUUUCCUGUGAUGUAUGUUGUGGGUGCUGUUGUCGCGGUUGCUGCAAUUACUCUUUCAUCUGCUCUGAUCAUCGUCCUGUACAGAAGACACAGGAGACUGAGAGCCACCCUGAGACCAUCAGUGACGAGCCUGACAAACUCUCAGCAGGCUGCAGGGAUGCACCAGGUCCACCUGCGGGCCCAACAAUGCAAACAAGUCGAAGUCAGUAUGCUCAGGUGGAAGGUGAACAAAAUAACAAAUUCAACAAGUGGAUCCUGAACAAGCGAGAAAGAGUCACUAUGAACAGGUGGAGCCUGAACGACCAAGAAUAAGUCACUAUGAACAAGUUGAGCCUGAACAAGCAAGAAUAAGUCAAUAUGAACAAGUGGAGCCUGAACGACCAAGAAUAAGUCAAUAUGAACAAGUGGAGCCUGAACGACCAAGAAUAAGUCAAUAUGAACAAGUGGAGCCUGAACGACCAAGAAUAAGUCAAUAUGAACAAGUGGAGCCUGAACGACCAAGAAUAAGUCAAUAUGAACAAGUGGAGCCUGAACAAGCAAUGACUCUCACGGCUGGAAGAGAUAAAGACAGACUUUCCACUAAACACAAAGCAGGCGAUACAACCAUGUACCCGGGAUCGAGAAACAGAAAGGCUGCUAAAGAUGAGGCAGGUUACGAUGUUGUACCUACUCCAGUUGACUUCGACUGCGUGGAAUCUUCAUCUUGCUCGUAUGGACAUUUGGGAAGAAAGCAGGCAACGGUCAGAGGUGACGAGAAUGUGUAUAACCACCCUGUGAACCAGGUGACAGGACAGAGUGUCCAUAACAACGGCCAGGUGUCAGCACAGGGCGCUGAGGAUUUUUACGAUGAGCUACUCAGAGACCGGCGGAUGGUUGUCAUUGGCAACGUGUACGGCACCACAGGACUGAUGGGAGCAGCACCAGACUGAGCAACAACAAGCUGUCCAGGAACAACAACAAGUUUACUGAUAUGAAAUUCUGAAAUUGUCAGUAACACACAAAUAAUAUUUUGCACUAAUUUUGGUUGUUAGGUUUUAAAUGUUUAAGGGUAUGUCUAAUUUGUAUGUAAUAUGACUUUUGUAAAAUUGUACAUAAAAUAAGUAAAGCA
This is a messenger RNA of Pomacea canaliculata, 2358 nucleotides long. RefSeq lists its product as uncharacterized. Bases 427 to 1509 code for a protein of 360 amino acids. Lineage: Eukaryota; Metazoa; Mollusca; Gastropoda; Architaenioglossa; Ampullariidae. The record is from RefSeq and is a predicted model, not a curated record. The transcript has 6 exons.